AUCCCCCAUUCUGCUUGAGCUCAGAGGGCCUUGCAGAGGCAGUGUGACCUUGCUGCAGGUGGCUUGUCCCUUCCAAGGCCCUGUCCUCCUGUGCAGGGGCUACAGCAGUCCUGUGGCAUUAAAUUUGUGUCUCCCUGCCUUUGGGGCAAGCAGGGACAGGGCUGCACCGUGGAGGUGCAGAGCUGUUGGGAAACAGGCAGCAGGGUGGGUUUUGGGGGUGUGGGUGCAGCGAGAAGCAUGAAUGAUGGCAGUGUGCUCAGCACGGGAGUGGGGCCAGCAGCCCCACUGUGCCUGUGUCCUGCGGGGCCGUGUGCCAGGGGCCUGGGCAGGCAGGAGCCGCUGCCAGGGCGGAAGCCGGGCCCAGGCAGCGUGGGAUGCCGGGACAGCACAGGCUGUUGGGGAGGAGUGUGGCCCGGGCUGGGCAGAGUCCAGCUGAGGCGCUGCAGCUGGAGGCAGAUUACUAUGGCAAAGAGCUGCAGAAAUCAGAGGACCUCAAAACCAAUGCGUGCAUCACCUCAGCCAGGCCCCUUCCCAAGAUGGUGAGAGAUGCUCUGGAGCACAUCCAUGAGGAGGUGGUGGCCAGGUACUACGGCUGUGGUCUGGUGAUCCCUGAGUGCCUGUCAUCGUGCCGGAUUCUGGACCUGGGCAGCGGCAGCGGCAGGGACUGCUACGUGCUGAGCCAGCUGGUCGGGGAGCAGGGCCACGUCACCGGGAUAGAUAUGACCGAGGGACAAGUUGAGGUGGCGAAGAAGCACAUUGCCUACCACAUGGAUAAGUUUGGCUACUGCAAGCCAAACGUGGAGUUCUUCCAUGGCUACAUGGAGAAGCUGGGUGAUGCCGGACUGGCUGACGAGAGCUACGAUAUUAUCGUCUCCAACUGCGUGAUCAACCUUGCCCCUGACAAGAGGGCUGUGCUGCAGGAGGCCUUCCGUGUCUUGAAGCCCGGGGGAGAGAUGUACUUCAGUGAUAUCUACGCCAGCCAGCGCCUGAGCGAGCCCAUCCGGAAGCACCGGGUGCUGUGGGGAGAAUGCCUGGCAGGAGCCCUGUACUGGAGAGACCUGUACAGCACUGCUGAGGAGGUGGGGUUCAGCGCCCCACGCCUGGUCACCGCCAGCCCCAUCACCAUUGGCAACAAGGAGCUGGAGGCCGUCGUCGGCGACUGCCGCUUUGUUUCUGCAACUUUCCGCCUGUUCAAGGUGCCGGCUGGCAGCCGGGCCGGGCCAGGACAGGCCAUCUACAAUGGCGGGAUUGUGGGGCACGAGCGAGAGCUGGUGUUCGAUGCCAACUUCAGCUUCAAGGAAGGAGAGGUGGUGGACGUGGAUGCUGAGAUGGCUGCGAUCUUGCAGAGCUCCAGGUUUGCAGAGGAGUUCCUGAUCCGAGCUGGUGGAGCAAACACUGCAGCACUGCAGGGCUGCUGUGGCAAGGGAGUGAAGGAGAAGAUCUGCGAUCCCUUCCAGCUGCUGGAGCGGCUGUCAGCCCCAGGUCCUGCCUGCUGUCCUGGUAGCACCUGUGGUCCCCCAGGGUGCUGCUGAGUGGCAAGUGGUGUCCCCACACCACUGUUGAAAGUCAGUGGGGCGAGAGGAUGUGACCCCAGUGACAUCUUCCACCAGAGAGCAAAUACAUGUCUGAGCUCAAAGGCUGUGUGCUUGUAUCCGCCGCAGGGCUGGGGCAGACUGUGCCUGGUUGCAGUGAGGACCUGUCCUGUGGGUCCCCUCACUGUGGGGCUGGCAGUGGCUGCUGGCUUUGGCACAGGCAGGGACAGUCUCUGUCUCGCUGCCCGGCAGCCUGUUCCAGGAGAUGGGGAUUGCUCUCACUUUCUCUGUGCAGCACCACUGAGGUUUCUGUUUUCCCCUGGACUCCAUCAAGCUGGAAAGCCCUGAGUCACCUGCAGGCAUCGCACCUGCAGAGUUUUGCAGGGAAAUAUAGCAAUUCUGGAAAAGCAGAAACACAUCCAGCUGCAUCCCACAGCAGGCAAAGAGCAAGAUGGAAGGGAUUUUAGGCUGUGGUGGGAGGUGAUGGGCUGCAUCCCCGCUGUCCAGCAUGAAUCCCACAGGACCUAGCCCAUGGAAGGUGUUUGGGAAAGGCUGGAGGUUGCUGAACAGCUAAACCUAGAAAUAAGGGAUUAUUUCCACCCCUCCUCACACAGUGCUUUUCCAGCAGGGACCAAAUUU
Molecule: messenger RNA, 2171 nt
Organism: Ficedula albicollis (Collared flycatcher)
Lineage: Eukaryota; Metazoa; Chordata; Aves; Passeriformes; Muscicapidae
Gene: AS3MT
Product: arsenite methyltransferase
Exons: 10
Coding region: 375-1532 (385 amino acids)
Biological process (GO): arsonoacetate metabolic process; toxin metabolic process
Cellular component (GO): cytosol
Molecular function (GO): arsenite methyltransferase activity
Source: RefSeq, a predicted model, not a curated record